CAAGUGUAUCGAGGAAGUUGUAAACUGCCGGGCUUCUGUCUACAUUCUACUCUCAAAAGUGGUCCGGUUUCCUGCAUCGUGAGACUGCUGCAAGUUUGUCAUUCGCGUUUGCGUUUUGGAGUUUGCGGGAGUGGUGACAGUGUCUGAUUUUGAUUUCGGUGUAGGUUUUUUGAGAACAUGCAAGUAUUCGACCUGCAGCAGGAUGACUAUGAUGAAAUUGCUAUCAACGGCGUCAACCCGACCAUCGAUGUGGCCUUCAGAAAAAUCAAUAGAAAUUCAACAGCAUUUAUGAUUUGGAAAGUAGAGAAUAUGAAUAUUGUGGCUGUCCCAAGAGAUCAAUAUGGAACAUUUUACGACAGUGACUCAUACGUAGUAUAUGCAGCUUCGCAAAAUGGACAAGUAUGUGGCACUGAUACCGUAGUGCGGGAAGUAAAAGGUGUUAUUAUGGAAUAUCAUAUACAUUUCUGGUUGGGUUCCCAAACCAACCCAGAUAGGUCAGGCGUGGCAGCCUACAAAACAGUGGAAUUAGAUAAUUUUUUGAAUAGUUGUGCCAGCCAACAUCGGGAAAGUGAGGGCAAUGAAAGUUCCAGAUUCCUCAGCUACUUCAAAAAUGGUAUAAAGAUAAUAAAACAUGAAUUGAUUGAAAAUGGACAGUGUGUUAGAGUGUACAGAGUUAGAGGAAAAAGAGUUCCUGUUCUUAAAGAAAUGUCAAAGGUUUCUUGGGAUUAUUUCACUAGCUCUGACAUAUUUUUGAUACUCACUUUGAAAAAUAUUUUCAUUUGGACAGGACGAGCUAGCGAUGCAGGAGAGAAGUUACAUGCUGUAAAAAUAGCUGUUGACAUGAAAGAAGAGCACAAAAUUAAUAAUAUAAUUUUUGUUGAUGAUGGCUACGAAAAAACUUUACAAGAUGAUAUCAAGAAAGAAUUGAGCAAAUAUCUGCCUCUAGAGAAAAGAUUAAUUCUACCAGAAAUCCGGGAGGGUGAUGUAAAUGGAAAUUAUCAAAGAUCUUUAAUGAAAUUGUACAAGUGCUCUGAAAAUAAUGGAAAGUACAGGGUGGUCGAGAUCAAGAGUGGACCAUUCCAACAAAAUGAUUUGAAUCAACAGGAUGUCUUCAUUGUGGAUCACGAAACUAACGGCAUCUGGGUGUGGGUUGGUAGAAAGGCCAGCGAUAAGGAGAGAAAUGAAGCCCUUAGAAAUGCUCGAGGUUUUGUCAAGAAGAAAAAAUAUCCUAGUAACACCAGGGUGACAAGAGUAAUCGACGGUCACGAGCCAGUUGAGUUCAAGAUGUUGUUUGCUUCAUGGAGAGACGACACCAAAGGUAUAAAACCUACUAUUUUAGUUUCCAAAUAUAACGCUUCUACAUUGGAAGAUCGACCCAGUUUGGCGGCAGAAACGCAGUUGAUGGAUGACGGUACUGGAAGUUUGACCAUCUGGAGGAUAAAACAAACUAAUAUCGUCGAAAUAUCGAAAGAGCGUCACGGGUACUUUUUCUCUGGAGAUUGUUACAUUAUUUUAUACACUUAUCAAGCUUUAGCAGAACAAAAGCAUUUACUUUACAGUUGGUUGGGUUCUCAUGCAACUCAGGAGGAAAUAAAUAUUACCACUCUUAAGUUAAAUGAAAUCGAUGAUGAGUUAGGCCAACUAGGAUUUCAAGCUCGUAUAAUUGAAGGGAGAGAAACAGCUCACUUUUUACAGUUAUUUAAAGGAAAGUUGACUAUUUUCAAAGGAAAAGGAACAGAUUACGAUGAUUCUGGUAAAAAUUUGAAAAUGCCAUCCCAGUACCUUCUACAUGUUUUUGGUUCUACAACUUAUAGCAGUAAAGCUAUUCAGGUUAGCGUUAAAGCUUCGUCUUUGAACUCAAACUAUUGCUUUGUACUGAAAAGAUCCAAGAGAGCUUAUAUCUGGUCUGGAUCCUACUCGACUGGAGACCAGAGAGAGAUGGCAAAAGGAUUUGCGGGAAAGGAUUUUGAACUUAUUUUAGAAGGAAAAGAAAAGGAAGACUUUUUCAAUUUAUUAGGUGGUAAAUUGUUGUACUUUACCCAAAUGAUGAAAAAUGACCAGGACCUGAGACCACCUCGUUUGUUCCAUUGUUGCUCAUCAAAUGGGAAUUUCAAUGCUGAAGAGAUUAUGUUCUUUGGUCAAAAAGACCUAGUUCCAGAGCAUGUAAUGCUCUUGGAUACCAACGAUUCACUUUAUGUGUGGAUUGGAAAGUUGUGUUCAAGAGAAGAAAAGCGUUUGAGUGCUCAGAUUGCCAUUGAAUAUUUGCAAACAGAUCCAACAGACAGAGACAUGAAUAUAGCAAUUAUUCACAUAAAACAAGAAAAAGAACCUCCCACUUUCACAGGGUUUUUCCCAACAUGGGACAAACAAUUUUGGAAGCACUACAAGACCUUCUCAAAGGUUAGACAGGAAGUAGAAAUGAGAAAUUCCUGCUCCAAUGGAAAAGAAACAAAUGGAAUAUCAAAUCAUGACAAAUCCUACCACAGUGAUUUUGAUCAGUACGAUAAAUACCCAGUGGAUAUUCUAAAAGGACCAAAUGACAAGUUACCCACCAGAAUCAAUCCUCUUAACAAAGAGCUGUACUUAACCCAUGAUGACUUUGUGUCGAUAUUCAGCAUGUCAUACAAAGAGUUUGAAAAACUCCCUAGAUGGAAGCAACAAGAAAUGAAGAAGAAAGUAGGUUUAUUUUGAAACUCUUUUCAGCCUGAGAAGCUCUACUGUACAGAGAUUUUAUUUCAACAUAUUUAAUAUUUAUAUAACAUAUUAAGAUAGAUGAAUCAUCGGUGAUGUUUGAAAUGUCAUAAUAUUUAGUACUUUUAUUUGAAUCAAUCGUACCAAAUACUUGUUUUUUAAAUAAAUUAUUUUCAAUA
This is a messenger RNA of Leptinotarsa decemlineata (Colorado potato beetle), 2870 nucleotides long. RefSeq names its product villin like protein quail (gene qua). Gene Ontology annotation, molecular function: actin filament binding. Lineage: Eukaryota; Metazoa; Arthropoda; Insecta; Coleoptera; Chrysomelidae. Gene Ontology annotation, biological process: cytoskeleton organization; actin polymerization or depolymerization. The record is from RefSeq and is a predicted model, not a curated record. Gene Ontology annotation, cellular component: actin cytoskeleton; cytoplasm.